Messenger RNA from Staurois parvus, 1185 nucleotides. The record is from the annotation of a GenBank genome assembly. Lineage: Eukaryota; Metazoa; Chordata; Amphibia; Anura; Ranidae.
AUGUUUGUGUUGGGCUUACCCUACGCAAUUCUACACGGUGGAUACCUGGGACUGUUCCUCAUCAUUUUUGCUGCAGUGGUGUGUUGUUACACAGGAAAGAUUCUCAUUGCUUGCUUGUAUGAAGAGAAUGAAGACGGAGAGAUUGUGAGGGUUAGGGACUCCUAUGUGGACAUUGCCAACGCCUGCUGUACACCGAGGUUUCCAAAACUUGGAGGAAGGAUUGUCAAUGUGGCUCAGAUUAUUGAACUGGUCAUGACAUGCAUCCUGUAUGUGGUGGUCAGUGGAAACCUGAUGUAUAACAGCUUCCCAUCCCUACCAAUUUCCCAGAAGUCCUGGUCAAUUAUAGCCACUGCUGUGCUUCUACCGUGUGCAUUCCUCAAAAACCUUAAAUCUGUCUCCAAGUUCAGCUUGCUCUGCACCUUAGCUCAUUUCGUCAUUAAUGUCCUAGUGAUCGCCUACUGUCUGUCCAGAGCUAGAGACUGGGCUUGGGACAAAGUCAAAUUUUACAUUGAUGUAAAGAAAUUUCCUAUCUCCAUCGGUAUCAUUGUCUUCAGCUACACCUCCCAGAUCUUCCUGCCUUCCCUGGAAGGGAACAUGCAAAACCCUAAAGAAUUCCACUGCAUGAUGAACUGGACCCACAUUGCAGCUUGCAUUCUCAAGGGUCUUUUUGCUUUAGUGGCUUAUCUAACCUGGGCAGAUGAAACCAAGGAGGUCAUAACAGACAACCUACCCUCUACUAUCAGAGCAGUGGUUAACUUAUUCCUGGUGGCCAAAGCUUUGCUGUCCUACCCGCUGCCCUUCUUCGCUGCAGUGGAGGUCUUAGAAAGGUCUCUCUUUCAAGAAGGGAGCAGGUCCUUCUUCCCAAACUGCUAUGGGGGUGAUGGGAGACUGAAAUCUUGGGGACUCACUCUCAGAUGUGCCCUAGUUGUUUUUACCUUGCUCAUGGCCAUUUACGUGCCCCACUUUGCCCUCUUGAUGGGUCUCACUGGCAGCCUCACAGGAGCUGGUCUCUGCUUCCUCCUUCCAAGCCUCUUCCAUCUCAAGCUUCUUUGGAGGCAGCUUCAGUGGCAUCAUGUCUUUUUCGAUGUUUCCAUCUUUGUCAUUGGCUCCAUCUGUAGCAUAUCUGGUUUUGUGCAUUCUUUAGAGGGUCUAAUAGAAGCCUUUAGAUAUAAUGUAGAGGAUUAA